This is a messenger RNA of Cyclospora cayetanensis, 1611 nucleotides long. RefSeq lists its product as uncharacterized. The record is from RefSeq and is a predicted model, not a curated record. The transcript is spliced from 6 exons. NCBI's taxonomy places the organism in Eukaryota, Apicomplexa, Conoidasida, Eucoccidiorida, Eimeriidae.
AUGCAUGCAGACGUUGCUUCGCCAAGGGGGUCAUUUUUGUCCUCACUCUUCGGACCAUAUGAUGCGUCAGCCCCUCAGCAGCAACCCCUGCCGGAGGAUGCAUUGAAACCGAUGUUGGCUCAGUGCAAAUCAGCCAUCCUCUCCACGCGAUACACCGACCCGCUCGUGCUGUGUCUGCUGCUGCUUUUGCUGUGUCUCUUCCUGAUCUUGCUAGUAGCCGUGCGCAGCAAGCAUCUGAGGUAUCAGUUCGGACUACUAUUGCUGCUCCUGGGGUGCCUACGCACCUCUCAGGUGCUCCAGAGGGAGCUGUACGUAAACCAGGAAUGGCUGCUGCUGCAGGGUUGGGUGUCAGGUUCCUAUGGGGCAGCAGCAGACACAUGGAUCUUUGUCUUUUGGGUUGUGCCUCUGGUGCUGCUGCUGGUGCUCCUGAAUCUGCUGCUGCUGCAGCGGCUGCUAACGGCAGCUGGGGGUGCCCUACGCUGUCGCAUUGCCGCGAGCGCAGCCAACCAAGAGCAGCAGCAGCAGAAGCAGCAGCAGCAGCAGAAGCAGCAGUAGCAGCAGAAGCAGCAGUCGCCAUCACCCCCCCUUGCAUUGGGGACGCUGGCGAGCGGCAUCUCUGGUGUACGAACAGCCCAUCCGAAAUCUGAGUGCUCCGAAGACGUUGAUACGCCUUCUCUUUUCUCCGCUUCCCAGCGGCUUCCCUUUUAUCGCGAGGCUUCUGCAGACUUCAAGAGACCCCCCGUUGCAGAGACACCCCAAACUGCAUCCGCAGCGGCAAACUCGGCAGAAGGCAGUUCUCCAGCAUUAGACAUGAACUCCCCCGCAAACACGGGGAAGAGGGGAGGGGGUUCCUGGCACAAGCAGUUGUCGCGAUCAACUUUGCAGCAAGCGAGGCGGUUUGAUGCGGAGAUCGAAGAAAAGGGGGAAGAAGAGCAGCAGCAGCAGCCUUUGGCGGGAGCAGUAGGAACGCAAGAAGGGGCAGCCUGCAGACAGGGGAGUUCUGUGGCUCCAGAAAUUCUCAUUAGACGUCCUGCUGCAGUAGUGCCACGCCUUGACCUCUCCACUCUCUGCGGAUUGGCUGGUUGCAUGCAGAAUGCAGUCGAGGGCAAUGCGACAGCUACGGCAGCAGCAGCUCGCCAUACUGCUACCGACAGCACACGCACCGAAGCGGGAAGCCAUUUCCCACAGAAGCCGCUUACUGCUGAACUGCCGUGGGUGGUACCUUGGAGGGGACUUCAACAAGUUGCUGCUGCUGCUGCGGAGGCAAAGAUUUCAAGCGUUUUUCCCGCAAUAACAGCGCGCUUGGAUCGGCAGCAGCCACAGCCACCUCAGCAGCAGGAACGGUUAGAUGCGCAGAUGCAUGCGCUGUUGAUUGCCCUUACUGUGUCUCUCCUUGUUCAUGACGGCCGUCACGAGAUCUCUGAGGAGCAGGAAGCCUCAGAAGACGCUGUCAUUACAGCCCCUGCAACUUCUUCCGCUUCCCCACCAGCACCUGAUGCAUCGGCAGAAUACUGGGAAGGGGGAGACGCAUCCCCUCGUUUUGAUGCCGCUUGUGGCUCUCGCAGACUUUGGAGAAGCGAGGCUGUUGCUAGGGCAGGAAGAGCUGUCUAG